AGUCCAUGGACUAGUGAAUGGAAUCAGAUUCGAUCCAGACUCAGUUCUGUUGAGUGAGAGAUAUCAGACAGUGAAUGGCCACUAUCUAUUUGGCCCUGAAACCGUGUUGGAUGUUGAAGAUAUCAUAUCUAAUAGUCUGGUGGAUGGUGUCAACAUCACAUACUUGCUCGAUCAACAGGUAUGCAAAGACGAUACCAACCACCUGAUAACAGGCAGCAAGAGGUUCAGAUCUCGUUUCUCGGUGGCCAACCAAGUGGAGAUGCGACGCCAUUUUAAUGACAUCGAUCUGGUCCAACUCCACAAUCAGCUGAUGAGUCCCUACGAGGGUCUGGCCAAGGAUAAUCGGCUCACUGCACUGGCCAGCAUCAGGAAGGAUGUGGAGCUCAGUCUCGCUACGCGCGCCCACCUGUUCACCGGCUGGGAGAAAGUGACACAGGUUGCGGGACGGAUUAGGUUGGCUUUGCCGUUGGAUGGGAGGAUGGAGCGGGUGGUUUUUGUUGGGAGAUUUACCCCUGAAGAAGUAAGGAUGCGGUUGUCGCUGAAUUAUUGGGAUGUGAGGGGCAGGAGGUUUGUUGAAACAGAUAAGCUGGCUCUUCACAUUAUUUCAGAUGAACGUAGAUUCUUCAUGAAGAGACCAUUAAUGCAACUGUUGUUGAAACUGCCACUGGUGAAAAUAGACUUUUCACAUUAUUCAAAAGCAGCA
Molecule: messenger RNA, 703 nt
Organism: Nilaparvata lugens (brown planthopper)
Lineage: Eukaryota; Metazoa; Arthropoda; Insecta; Hemiptera; Delphacidae
Exons: 3
Source: RefSeq, a predicted model, not a curated record